AUGGAAAGAGUGGCCCAAUCCAAGCCGUUUCAAGGCAGCUGGGCCGAAGAGACGAGUGAAUACGAGGCAGGUUCCUCAGCCCAGGAGAUGGAAACCUACAUAGAGUCAAAAUACGUUCAAGACGUCUAUGUCAACUGGCUGCCCUAUUUCCUAGACAGGCAACGUCUGAUCGGAUCGGCACUGCCAAAAAGGUACCUUAACGGCUCAUCAAGACCUGACAGAUGA
Molecule: messenger RNA, 225 nt
Organism: Fusarium venenatum
Lineage: Eukaryota; Fungi; Ascomycota; Sordariomycetes; Hypocreales; Nectriaceae
Source: RefSeq, a predicted model, not a curated record